This is a messenger RNA of Pieris macdunnoughi, 1701 nucleotides long. Lineage: Eukaryota; Metazoa; Arthropoda; Insecta; Lepidoptera; Pieridae. The record is from the annotation of a GenBank genome assembly.
AUGGCGCGGUAUGUGAUUAGCGUAAUUACUGUUCUCUGUGUGGCUUUCGGCCAUGUUAGCACUAGGUCAACAGAAUGUGACGUGCAAACGCGCAUCGAGAGCGGUUUAAUUUGCGGCAGCCGAAGGUGGGCGGGAGGCAGCACGGUCUACGCCAGCUUUAGGGGAGUUCCCUACGCUAAACAGCCGCUGGGAGAACUUCGGUUUAAGGAGCUCCAAUCGGCAGACCCAUGGGAUGGAUAUUUAGACACAAUAGUGGAAGGUCCAAUCUGCCCUCAGCACGAUGUGCUAUAUGGUAGAUUGAUGCAGCCCAGAAAUAUGAGCGAAGCCUGCAUCCAGGCUAAUAUCCACGUGCCCAUCCAUGCGCUGCCGGGUCCCUACCAGCAGAAAGCGAAUCUUCCUAUCUUUGUCUUCGUGCACGGAGGCGGCCACGCGUAUGGCUCUGGGGACAGUGAUCUCCACGGCCCAGAAUAUCUUGUGCAACGAGAGAUGAUUGUCAUCACAUUUAAUUAUAGGUUAAACGUGUUCGGCUACCUUUCCCUUAAUUCAUCAAGUAUUCCGGGUAACAACGGCCUUCGUGAUAUAAUUACCCUGCUUCGCUGGGUGAAAGCAAAUGCUAAAUGCUUCGGUGGAAACCCAGCAGACAUUACCCUAGGCGGACAAAGUGCUGGAGCAGUCAAUGUUCACCUUCUAACCCUGUCUAAAGCCGCGGAAGGGUUAUUUAACAGAGCAAUACUUAUGAGUGGGACGGCGAUAUCUAGCUUUUACACCAGUUCACCCAUCUUCGCUCAGUUCGUGGGAAAACUGUUUCUCACUAGCCUCGGCAUCAACACAACAGACGCAGAAGAAGCUCAUCAUCAACUUACACAAUUGCCCUUAGAGCAGAUCAUGCAAGCUAAUAAGUUAGUACAAGACCAAAUUGGGAUCACCGCAUUCUUUCCGGUAGUAGAAACUACUUUACCCGGAGUCACUACAAUCAUCGACGACGAUCCAGCAGUCUUGUUAGCCAACGGCGUCGGAAAGGAUUUGCCGUUAUUGGUUGGCUUUACCAGCGCUGAAUGUGAAACAUUCCGACCGAAUUUCGACAAUUUAGACAUGCUGGCUCGAAUACAAGAGAAUCCACUUAUGAUGCUACCUAUUGAUUUGAUAUACAAACUUCCACCAAAGGUAUCGUUAGAUUCAGCGCAAAAACUGGAGAAACGAUACUUCAAUAAAGCACCGACGAUGGAUAAAUAUAUAAACGCUUGCUCGGAUAUGUUUUACGUCUACCCCGCGUUACAAUUGGCGAAAAUGAGAAUGUCGACGGUCGAUGCAGCGGCCAUGUUUCUCUACCAGUUCUCGUAUGAUGCAGUGUUUAACGUCAUCGAGAAAGUGAAGGGAAUCCAGUUCGAUGGGGCAGCUCACAUAGAAGACCUGACAUUUAUUUUCAGGACAAAUUCAUUGCAAAACUGGCCAGGUUUCAGCCCACCGGCCAACGAGGACUUGACAAUAUCCGUGUGGAUGACGAACUUUGUGCAAAACUUUAUGAAUUGCAAUGAACCCACUUGCGAAGGAUAUCAUGUAUGGCCGUCGGUCAACCAACGAUCCAGUAUACAUUACCAGAACAUUCAACACCCACAAUUCUAUAGAUACGAGAAGAUCACUCAGGACCAAUUGGACAUGAUGCAAUUUUUUGAAGAACUGCAUAAUAAGACCCAAACUUAA